Molecule: messenger RNA, 2115 nt
Organism: Odobenus rosmarus divergens (Pacific walrus)
Lineage: Eukaryota; Metazoa; Chordata; Mammalia; Carnivora; Odobenidae
Gene: TRMT13
Product: tRNA methyltransferase 13 homolog (S. cerevisiae)
Exons: 11
Coding region: 1-1446 (481 amino acids)
Biological process (GO): tRNA methylation
Source: RefSeq, a predicted model, not a curated record
AUGGCGGCUUCUGCGCCGGCCCCGCACACGACUGACUUUCCGGCUGAGGGUCGGUGCAGUUACUAUGUGGAAAAGAAGAAGCGGUUCUGCAGGAUGGUGGUGGCGGCAGGGAAAAGAUUCUGUGGGGAACACGCUGGAGCCGCGGAGGAAGAAAAUGCUCGGAAAAGAAUUCUGUGUCCUUUAGACCCAAAACACACAGUAUAUGAAGAUCAACUAGCAAAGCAUUUGAAAAAAUGUAACUCAAGAGAGAAGCCAAAACCUGACUUCUUUAUUCAAGAUAUUAACGCAGGCUUAAAAGAUGGAACAGAAAAACCUGAACAGUUAGUUCCAAUUUCUUCUCUCUCUGAAGAGCAGUUGGAAAACUUAAUUAAGAAAUUGAGGAAAGCAAGUGAAGGUUUGAACUCUACACUUAAAGAUCAAAUUAUGUCCCAUCCAGCAUUGCAUGAUGCCCUUAAUGACCCUAAAAAUGGUGAUUCUGCAACCAAACACCUGAAACAGCAGGCUUCUAUUUUAGGUAACAUUGAAAAAUUAAAGUUACUUGGUCCAAGAAGAUGCUUUGUUGAAUUUGGAGCAGGAAAGGGAAAAUUAUCUCAUUGGGUUGAUAUUGCCUUAAAAGAUGCUGAAAAAGUUCACUUCAUCCUAGUAGAAAAGGUGACCACAAGAUUCAAGGUAGAUGGCAAACACAGAAAGAAAAAUUCAGUAUUUGAGAGACUUCAAAUUGAUAUUCAACACUUGUGUUUGAAUAAGAUUCCUUUGCUAAGCAAAGAAAAACUACCUGUGGUAGGAAUUGGAAAGCAUCUGUGUGGUGUGGCAACAGAUCUUGCAUUACGAUGUUUGGUUGAAACCUAUGCUGCCAGUUGUGAGGAAAGGAAUGAAGAACCUUUAGCCAAACGCAUAAAGAAUGAUAAAACAGAAAAAGAAAUUAACACUUUGGCCAAGGAAGGAAAUGAGAAAAAUGUCCCAGAGAAGUGGAGCCCUGUGGCUGGCAUUGUUAUUGCACUCUGUUGUCACCACAGGUGUGAUUGGAGACAUUAUGUGGGCAAAGAGUAUUUCAGGGCUCUAGGCCUUGGAGCAGUGGAAUUCCACUACUUCCAGCGAAUGAGUAGUUGGGCGACUUGUGGGAUGCGAAACACAUCUUUGGAAGCCUCCAAUCUUACCACAAAGAGAAAAGAUAAGCAGAAUGAUGACAGUGAAGAACAUGAUGACGGGGGAUGCAUAAUCACAGACGAAAGCACCGAGAGAGUCCCUGGGUUCCUUACUGUUGAAGAAAAGAAGAAAAUAGGGCAUCUUUGUAAAUUGCUGAUUGACCAAGGCCGAGUCGCGUAUUUACAGCAGAAAGGAUUCAGUCCUGCUUUACAGUAUUAUACAGAUCCUCUGGUAUCUUUGGAAAAUGUAUUGUUAACUGCUUUACCAAAUCAUUCUUCAUCACCAGAAACAACUGCUUAAUGGAAAAGAAAUUGUGAACAUCUGUCUUCCACCAAAAAAAAAUUUUUUUAAUUGUAUUUUUAUAUUCAUGAAAUAUACUUUACGUAGCAGAGAUAUGAACUUUAAAAAAUGUUGUGGCCUCAUUGAACUUUAGUUAUAGUUUUGUUUUUUACUUAGAAAUUCAAAUGUUAGCAAAUUCACCAAAUUCUCCAAGUAAUUCUCUUCAGCAGGGCAUCUUGAGUUAUAUUAUCCAUCAGUAUUUAUAGAGAUUGGUAAAGUAGCUGAACAGUUGACUUGGUUAUCUGAAACACACAUAACACAAUACACAACUAGCACAUUAGCUUUCUUAUUUGUAUUAAUUUUGGAAAUUUAUUUUCCUUUGGUUUUAUUUAGUACUUUUUACUUCUCAAGUUCAAGAUGUAUGAUCAAUUGUCCAUUUGUAACAAAGGCAAGUCUGAGAACUUGGCUUAUAUAUGGAUUUUUUUUGUCCAUUCCAAUCUGGAAAGGAUAAUGUAUUGUGAUUUGUUUUUCCUAAUGCAAAGAAAUUCAGAGAUGUACAUAAUCAAUUAAUGAAUUCACCUUCAGAUUUCCAGAGCCAUACAUGUAUUUAUGUAUUUCUGAAUUUAUCCAUGACAAACGGCAAAAGUGAAGAGAUAGUUUUCAAGGGAAAUGAACUGUUUCACUUCAUUU